Messenger RNA from Phyllostomus hastatus (greater spear-nosed bat), 3561 nucleotides. It is a transcript of the gene TWNK, whose product is annotated as twinkle mtDNA helicase. The record is from RefSeq and is a predicted model, not a curated record. Gene Ontology annotation, biological process: mitochondrial DNA replication. Gene Ontology annotation, cellular component: mitochondrion. Bases 639 to 2696 code for a protein of 685 amino acids. Gene Ontology annotation, molecular function: single-stranded DNA binding; 5'-3' DNA helicase activity; ATP binding. The transcript has 5 exons. Lineage: Eukaryota; Metazoa; Chordata; Mammalia; Chiroptera; Phyllostomidae.
GGGGGAGUUUUAGUUCCGAGGUCUCGUUGAGUGGCGCGUUCGAAUAACCCACGCUGCGAACGAAAGCAGUGAGACGAGAGUGGUGGCACGGGGCCGGGGUUGAAGCGGCGGAGAGCCUGCGGGUGGAGCGGCGGGAAGCCGCGCGGGCGGGUGGAGAGGAGGCACCGAGAGGGGCGGGAGCCACACAGUGGCGUCCUAGUCGUGUCUAGACCCCUUUGAGGGGAGGAGCAGCGAAGAGGGGAUCUAGAGCGGAGGCUACAGUAAGGACCCGAUGAGGACGAUGAGGAGACUCCGUGGAGGGCAGUAGUGGUGGAUAGAUGAUCUGGAGAAACUACAAUCAGUGAGCGACUGCCAUGGGAGAAUCUGGAAAGGACCAGAGAGAUAGGGAGCCAGAUAGAAGGACAGAGGCGUGAAAGGGUCAUGGAGAUGGGCUUGGAUGGAAGUAGCAAUGUAGAAGGGCCGAAGAGGAUUCAGAAAGAUGUUUAUGAGGGAGAAAUUUGAAAAAAGAGAGAAGCCACCUAGAGUGAGCUUUUAAGAGUGCUGUGUGGAGGAUCCCUAGGGUCUAGCCAAUAUAUUGAAGGCACCUGAACCAGGCACCUAAGGCAUUGCAAGUAGGGACUUCCUCCAUUUGAUUAGGAAUGGGGGUCCUUCUCCGAAGCGGGUACCCGCUUCGUAUCCUGUUGUCCCUGCGUGGGGAGUGGAUGGGUCGGAGGGGCCUGCCUCGAAGCUUGGUCCCAGGCCCCCCUCGCAGACGGUACAGGAAGGAGGCUCUCCCUGCCUCGGAGGUACCAAUGCUGCCUGUAACUACAACUGAGAUCCGCCAAUAUUUGCGGACACAUGGGAUCCCCUUCCAGGACGGCCACAGCUGCCUGCGGGCACCCAGCCCCUUCCUGGGGGCCUCCCAGCUCAAGGACCAGACUGCUAAAACCACUUCCUUCAGUCUCUUCAUUGACAAGACCACAGGCCGCUUUCUCUGCAUGACCAGCCUAGCAGAGGGGAGCUGGGAAGACUUCCAGGCCAGUGUGGAAGGACGUAGGGAUGGAGAUAGAGAGGGGAUCCUGCUCGGUGAAGCCCCAGAAGCUGAGGACAUUGAGGAGAUUCGGAGGAUCUGGGACCGAGCAGUACCUCUCUGGGAGCUGCCUGAGCUGGAGGAGGCCCAGCUGACUCGUGUGAUGUUUGGCCUUACCAAAGUGACAGACGAUACUCUCAGGCGUUUCAGUGUGCGGUAUCUGCGGCCUGCUCGAAGCCUCGUCUUCCCUUGGUUCUCCCCAGGAAGUUUAGGAUUACGAGGCCUGAAGCUCCUACAGGCUGAAAGCCAGGCGGAUAGAGUGCGCUAUGUGGAGACCACCAUACCCCGGCCUGGUGCCUACCACAAUCUGUUUGGAUUGUCACUGAUAAGUCAUCGGGAUACUGAGGUGGUACUGACAGGUAGUGAGCUGGACAGCCUGGCCUUAAACCAAUCCACAGGGCUGCCCACUCUUGCCCUUCCCCGAGGAACGUCUUGCUUACCACCUGCCUUGCUCCCUUACCUCGAACAGUUCCGACGUAUUGUGCUCUGGCUGGGGGAUGACCUUCGGUCCUGGGAAGCUGCCAAGUUGUUUGCCCGAAAACUGAACCCCAAGCGAUGCUCCUUGGUGCGGCCUGGGGACCAGCAUCCCUGUCCCCUGGAGGCCCUGAACCGAGGCUUAAAUCUGUCUCGAAUUCUGCGUUCUACCCUACCUGCCUGGCACAAGUCCAUCGUGUCUUUCCGGCAGCUUCGGGAAGAGGUACUAGGAGAGCUGUCAAAUGUGGAGCAGGUAGCAGGCGUGCGCUGGAGCCGCUUCCCAGAUCUCAAUCGUUUCUUGAAGGGACAUCGGAAGGGCGAGCUGACAGUCUUUACAGGGCCGACAGGCAGUGGGAAGACGACAUUCAUCAGUGAGUAUGCCCUGGAUUUGUGUACCCAGGGGGUGAACACGCUCUGGGGCAGCUUUGAGAUCAGCAACGUGAGACUAGCUCGGAUCAUGCUGACACAGUUUGCUGUGGGGCGGCUAGAAGACCAGCUGGACAGAUAUGAUGAGUGGGCUGACCGGUUUGAGGACCUGCCCCUCUACUUUAUGACUUUCCAUGGGCAACAGAGCAUCAGGACUGUAAUAGACACAAUGCGGCAUGCAGUCUACGUCUAUGACAUUUGCCAUGUGGUCAUCGAUAAUUUGCAGUUCAUGAUGGGUCACGAGCAGCUGUCUACAGACAGGAUUGCAGCCCAAGACUACAUCGUUGGGGCCUUUCGGAAGUUUGCAACAGAGAGUAGCUGCCAUGUGACACUGGUCAUUCAUCCCCGGAAGGAGGAUGAUGAUAAGGAACUGCAAACAGCGUCCAUUUUUGGCUCAGCCAAAGCGAGCCAGGAAGCGGACAAUGUUCUGAUCCUGCAGGACAGGAAGCUGGUAACUGGGCCAGGGAAACGCUAUCUGCAGGUGGCCAAGAACCGUUUUGAUGGAGACGUGGGCGUCUUCCCACUUGAGUUCAACAAGAGCUCUCUUACCUUCUCCAUACCACCAAAGAGCAAGGCACGGCUUAAGAAGAUCAAGGAUGACAAUGGGCUAGUGGCCAAAAAGCCCUCUUCUGGCAAAAAGGGGGCGGCUGUGCCCCAGAACUCUGAGACUUCCUCGAAUGAGGCCCCCUACCCUUACCAGCCAGACCCCUCCAAGCUUCCGAGGUGAAGGAGGUACAGAGCUGGACCCUGGAUGAAUCUGACAGGACGUGCUGGGGCGCAGACUCCUCCUCGGCCCUCUGCUGGGACCGCCUCUGUCCUGUGUUCCCCAGCUCCAGGCCCUGCUCAGUCCCAGGGGCCUGGCCUAGGGCAGGGGCCCAUAGUGAGAAAAUUCAAUUUAGCAGAUAUUAGAGAACCUACUGUGUGCCAGGCUUUGUUCUAGGUCCCAGGAAUGUAGCACUGACGAGACAGACAAGUUUCCUGCCUCCAUGGAAAAUGCAGCCGGGAGGGCAGACAAGGUAACCUAAUGGACAGAUAGACACAAAACAAUUUCAGAUAGUGAAAAGUGCUGUUUGAAAAAUAAAAUGAUGCCAUAGUGCUUCCAGGCUAGUUUAGAUGCAGGUCUGAAAAGGUGUUCUGAGCAGAGGCCAUCUGAGCCGGGACAUAAAGAACUAGUACUGAGCUGUGGGCACACCUGGAGGAGGAGGACUCCAGGCAGAAGGGAAAGCAGCGAGAGAGGCCCUGAGUGGGGAAUGAGCAAGUUGAGUUCAAAGCAGUGGGGUCAGGUCCCCUCAGCCUGGAGAAUAGGAGCUUUCUUGCCAAAUGCCAGCCCAGGCUUCCGCAGCUAAAAGGGGACAUGGUGGGUACUGAGCUCCUCUGAUCCCCACUCUGGAGCCUGCUGCGUGGUGGCACUCAGUAUGAGUAGAUCCUAGGUGCUUCGCCCCGUGACAAAGGUGGCGGCUUGGCCAGAGAGCCGAGGCAUGAAGUCGGCCCGCCGCAGUGCCCGCCACCUCCAACCACUUCAGUGGGCGCGGUCAUCCCUUUUUAUAGAGUUUGUCCCAGUUUUACUGAAAAAAUAGAUAUAUUUUUCCACU